AUGAACAAAAACGGAACAGCUAAAAUGAAUGAUAAUCAAAUUAGAGCAGAAGGUAGAAGGUUAUUUAAACGCUUCUAUAACAUUCCUGAUGGUGUUAAUCCUAAAACUCGUAGAAGCUAUUUAAAUGAAGCAAUAGAUGCAUAUGAAGGGUUUGACAUUUCAUCAGAAAGUGAGAGAUUAGCGAGAAUGUUAAAUGUUAAUAUUGAUUUCUAUUAUUGUGAUCCUCAACCAGAAGACGUGGACAUAAAUAAGGUAGACUUUCCAUUAGUGGAAUCAAUAAUGAUAGAUCCAGAAUUUGAAACAGUAAAUAUUUUAUUAACACAGAGUCCAUGUGGAAAACUUCACGCUGACAGAAUAACAGACGUUGAAGCACUCACCGGCUAUAAAGUUUGUCCAUAUUGUAAAGAAGAAGUUUAUUCUAUCCGUGAUGAUCCAGAAAGGAAAAACCAAAGAAGAUUUUUAAAGCAUUGUGAGAAAUGUAAAGAAAAUAAUGGAAGAUUAAUUCAAGACGUUCAAUUGCAAAAGACCCAGCAACCAUAUGCACCACAUAUUACGAAACAGAAGAUAUAUCAGUGGUUAUUAGCUCACAAUUUGCAGAAAUAUUAUAAACCGACAAGAUAUUAUAUUACUUUUGACUUCGAAACAUUAGAGACUAAAGAAGAAUUACAACUUUCCGAGUGUGCAACUUUGAACGCUUACUUAAAACCAUUCAUGGUAUCAUCAACGGUUAAAUUAAAUGAUAAAACAUAUACGAGGAAUUUUUGCUUAACUUCGAGUGAUUCUUUUAUUUCUGAUUGGAUUGAGUUUUUAUUUUCAACCUGUUCAUUAGUUGCUAAAUCAAAUAUGAGUCAAUACAAUGAAUUAUUGAAGUCGCAAACGGCGGGGACUUUGUCCCAUACAUUAAAUGAAAAACAGAAGGAAGCAUUUAAAGAACUUCUAGAUGAGGAAUUCAAUAAAGUGAAUAUCAUAG
This is a messenger RNA of Trichomonas vaginalis G3, 970 nucleotides long. RefSeq lists its product as uncharacterized. The transcript has a single exon. The annotation marks the transcript as partial. NCBI's taxonomy places the organism in Eukaryota, Parabasalia, Trichomonadida, Trichomonadidae. The record is from RefSeq and is a predicted model, not a curated record.